This is a messenger RNA of Botrytis byssoidea, 3075 nucleotides long. RefSeq lists its product as uncharacterized. The record is from RefSeq and is a predicted model, not a curated record. Gene Ontology annotation, molecular function: 5-methyltetrahydropteroyltriglutamate-homocysteine S-methyltransferase activity; zinc ion binding. Lineage: Eukaryota; Fungi; Ascomycota; Leotiomycetes; Helotiales; Sclerotiniaceae. The coding region runs from base 314 to 2620 and encodes 768 amino acids. The transcript is spliced from 4 exons.
CUUUCUUAUUACUCUCUCAUCUCAAUACACGCACACCGCUUCACAUCUUCUCUUCCUCUUUUUGACUACAAAUACAUUCAAGAGCUCACUUUGAAAAUCGAUUCAGAGUGUUCAUUUUAUUUCAAUUUACUUUCUUCUCUUCUGUUCUCUCCAUAGAAUCGAAUAGAAAAAGAGUUUGACCAAUCAAUCGAUAAAUCUCCGACUUCGCUGUCUAGUUCCAUCCUCUAGCACGCAAUCCGUGGUCCGUUUAAAUACUUCGACUUCACCCAUCUUUUACCUUUGAACAUCAUCAUCACAUUUCAAUACCGCAAAUAUGGUUCAAUCAUCCGUUCUUGGUUUCCCUCGCAUGGGAGCUCUCAGAGAUCUCAAGAAAGCUACUGAGGCAUACUGGGGUCAAAAGAUCUCUCAAGAUGAUCUCCUCGCUGAAGCCAAGAGACUCCGUCUUGCUCACUGGAAGAUCCAAAAGGAUGCCGGUGUCGAUAUCAUCCCAUCCAACGACUUCGCUCUCUACGAUCAAGUUCUUACCCACAUUCAAGACUUCGGUGCUACCCCAGAAAGAUAUACCAAGCAUGGUCUCGACCCAAUCGAUCAAUACUUUGCCAUGGGACGUGGUCACCAACGUGAUGGCGUUGAUGUUCCAUCCUUGGAGAUGGUAAAGUGGUUCGACUCUAACUACCAUUAUGUCAAGCCAACUCUCCAAGACAACCAAUCUUUCAAGCUCACCUCAGACCCAAAGGCUGUUCGUGAAUUCAAGGAGGCCAAGGAUGCUGGUAUCACUACCCGACCAGUCUUGGUUGGUCCAGUUUCUUUCCUCCACCUCGGAAAGCCAGACCGUGGACAGUCCGUUGACCCAAUUGAUCUUUUGGACAACCUCCUCCCAGUUUACAUUGAGCUCCUUAAGCAACUUAAGGCUGCUGGUGCCGAGACUGUUCAAAUUGAUGAGCCAACCCUCGUCUUCGAUCUUCCAUCCAAGACCAAGGCUGCUUUCAAGCCAACUUACGAGAAGCUCGUCAGCUUAGGUGAUGAGAUCCCAAAGAUUGUCUUCGCCACAUACUUCGGUGACAUCGUUCACAACAUUGAUGCUCUCCCAACUGACAUCUAUGCUGUUCACGUUGAUUUGGUCCGUAACCCAGAGCAAUUGGACACUGUCAUCUCGGCUUUGGGAUCCAAGACCAUCUUGUCCGCUGGUGUUGUCGAUGGACGUAACAUCUGGAAGACCAACCUCAAGCGUGCUAUUGAGACUGUUGAGUCUGCCAUUCAAAAGCUCGGAAAGGACCGUGUCAUUGUUGCCACUUCCUCUUCCCUUCUCCACACCCCACACACUCUAGCAAGCGAGAAGAAGCUUGACCCAGAAAUUGCUGAUUGGUUCUCUUUCGCUUCCGAGAAGGUUGUUGAAGUUGCCAUCAUCGCUAAGGCUGUUACUGAGGGACCAGCUUCCGUCCGUGCUGAGCUCGAGGCUAACGCCAAGUCCAUUCAAGCUCGUGCUUCUUCCAAGAGAACCAACGACCCCAAGGUCAAGGAACGUCAAUCCAAGAUUGUCGAGAAGGAUUACAACAGAAUCUCUGAGUUCCCAGAACGUAUUGCUCAACAACAAAAGGCUUUGGGUCUUCCUCUUUUCCCAACCACCACGAUUGGUUCUUUCCCACAAACCAAGGAGAUCCGUAUCCAACGUAACAAGUUCACCAAGGGUGAAAUCACUGCUGAGGAGUACGAGAAGUUCAUUGAGAAGGAGAUCCAAGACGUUGUUAAGGUUCAAGAAGAACUUGACCUUGACGUCUACGUUCACGGUGAGCCAGAACGUAACGACAUGGUUCAAUACUUCGGUGAACGUCUCGAUGGUUAUGCCUUCACCACCCACGCAUGGGUUCAAUCAUACGGUUCCCGUUGCGUUCGUCCUCCUAUCAUCGUUGGUGAUAUCUCUCGCCCAGCACCAAUGACUGUUAAGGAGUCCAAAUACGCUGUCUCCAUCUCCAAGAAGCCAAUGAAGGGUAUGUUGACUGGUCCAAUCACUUGUUUGAGAUGGUCCUUCCCUCGUGAUGAUGUUCAUCAAUCCGUCCAAGCUGAGCAACUUGCUUUGGCUCUCCGUGAUGAGGUUGUUGAUCUCGAGGCUGCUGGUGUUUACGUCAUUCAAGUCGAUGAGCCAGCUCUUCGUGAGGGUCUUCCCCUUCGUCGUGGAAAGGAGCGUGAGGCUUACCUUGACUGGGCUGUUAAGUCUUUCAGACUUUCCGUCUCUGGUGUUCAAGAUUCCACUCAAAUCCACUCUCACUUCUGUUACUCCGAGUUCCAGGAUUUCUUCCACGCCAUUGCUGCUCUUGACGCUGAUGUUCUCUCCAUUGAGAACUCCAAGUCUGAUGCUAAGCUCCUCAAGGUCUUUGUUGACGAGGCUUACCCACGUCACAUUGGUCCAGGUGUUUAUGACAUUCACUCUCCUCGUGUUCCAUCCGAGCAAGAGAUCAAGGACAGAAUUGAGGAGAUGUUGCAAUUCCUCAAGCCAGAGCAACUUUGGAUUGAUCCUGAUUGUGGUCUUAAGACUCGUCAAUGGGCUGAGACUAAGGCUGCUUUGACCAACAUGGUCAACGCUGCCAAGUUUUACCGUCAAAAGUAUGCCAACAAGGCAUAAAUUUCUUUUCCCAUCCAUAUUUUAAUAGGGGAUGUGAUUUGAAGAUGAUGUCAUGAGCUUUUUUUCUUUUUUAUUUAUUAUAAUGUCUGCGGUUCUUUAACCAAUGGGAACGACUUCAACAUCGGCGUUUCUUGGUUGGGGCAUUUAAGACAAAAAGCGAUUUGUUAUUGUGAGCGUUGCUUGGGACUUUUCAACAGCAUAGGGCGGUAGUCCCUCGGUGGGUAACAGAUGAUCCAUCAACCGGACAUCUUGGUGGCGUGGCGCAUGAAUGACAUUUGAAAUAUGAUGGGAAAUGAAAAAAAAGGGGAUGGGGAUUUUGAAACUCUUGUGACGUUAAACCGACUUUACUAUCUUGAUGAUAGUCAAGGAGGACGACAAUGAGUGGUUAUUUGGUGGAGGAUGGUAGAUAUGAUAAAAGUAGUAAAAUACACCCUCUUCAACCGGGAAAAAAAAAA